Molecule: messenger RNA, 3371 nt
Organism: Homalodisca vitripennis (glassy-winged sharpshooter)
Lineage: Eukaryota; Metazoa; Arthropoda; Insecta; Hemiptera; Cicadellidae
Exons: 6
Coding region: 125-568 (147 amino acids)
Source: RefSeq, a predicted model, not a curated record
AGGCGUGAGGAGCUCGUCUACGUCUGCUGCAGUGCUGUGCCGGUAUUAGUUCAUAGUUGUUGUUGUAGAGUGAGGUCAGUUAUUCGUUGAUAUUAUAUAUAAUCAGUUGAGUACAGUGUCAACAAUGUCAGCCGCUGUGAAAAGUACCAGUGGCUUAAAUGUACCCUAUAUGGGAAAAUGCUGCUUCUGCUUCUCCCUCAAAUUUGGUUCUCUGGCCAUUGCUGCUUGUUCUGUGCUUUUCUGGAUUUUUGUGCUGUUCGAUAUAUUAACAGUCAACAGAUACAAUACAAAAAAUGCUGUGGAGAGUGGUGUCGCCCGUCUAUUGAUUGAUAUGGUUCUGGCUACGUUGAUGUUCAUAGGAGCACAGAAGAGAAUGUCGCUGCUGAUACUACUGUGGGUGCUGGUAGAGUUUGUGCUGAUCCUCGUCAACGUUGUAUUGGCUUUAGUCGUCGGAAUAAUGCAGCUCAGCCAUGUGAUGCUGCUAGGAGCGGCCAUUAUUGGCACUUUCUACACCCUCGCCUUAAUCGUGGUGUUUAACUUCUACCGUGAGGUGAGAGAUGGCCAAUGAACUAUCUUGGAUCAUCCCUGGAUAAUCUCAGGAUCCUAACCGGAUCACUUCUGGAUACUUGUCUACGCAUCAGUCCUUAUACUGAUACGAUAUCGUAUAUGACUGAACAUGUAAACUUUUAUUGAACAAGUACCUGAAUUAAUAAAAAGCCAGAGGAAACAUUUGUUUUGGUUAUAAGCUGCUUUAUUUUUUAAAAGUAAUAUUUACUAGCAUAAGUUGUUAAGACUGUGUCAUUGUUAUUGGUGUAAGGUGUAUUAGCAGUAAAUAAUUAAUUUAAGUUUGAUGUAAGACCAGCAUGUAGAAAAAAGGACUUGAUAAAAUCAUGUGUAUUCUUUUCUUGGUGAGUACUUGAAGUUGAGUUGCAGAUGGUAUUGAUAAAAACAUGUUCUUGCAUUUUAGUAUUCAUUUAUAUUUUAGGGAUUGAUUUAAUACUCUGUAAACGCAUUAUUGUACACAUAGAUAAUAAUUUGAGGUAACUGAAAAAUAUUUAGAAUAUUUUAUUUUAAACACCAGCAGUUACCCACAUUUAUAUAAUAAUAAUUAAAUUCAUAGAUAUUACAUUUUAAAUAAGAUUUCAAGUUAAAUAUUCAAUGUAGAAGUCAAAGCUAGUUGAAACCAAAAAAGAAUGUUAUGAUGAAAAAUAAUUCUGAAAAUGUUUGUAAAAAUUCCUGGGAAAUAAUAAACAAAGAAACAAAGAAAAGUAACAGUAAACAGGAAAGAAUUUGAACCUAGAAUUUGAUAAUAAAAUAGUUUUCCACCCUCAUGAGGUUAGCAAUAGUUUUAAUAAUCAUUUUAUAAGCACAAUUGAAAGUAUGUUGCAGGAAUUUCCAGCAAGACAGAAAAAUAAUUCACCAACAAGAGAAUUCUCAAAACAGAUUUCAAAUUUUAGAUGCCCCCACCUCCCAGUCAGUGAAAAAGAACUAUUAGAUAUUUUUAAGACUCUAAAAAAUAAAUGGUGAAGUGGUUAUGAUGAGGUUCCAAUUAAAAUCAUAAAAUUAAUUAAAAUGCCAUUAAAUACACCGUUAUUACAUAAUCAAUUCAUCUUUUAUCUUCCCCAGUAGACUGAAGAUUUCAAAAGUUUUUAAAAAGGGGGACCAAACUGAUAUUCAGAAUUACUGUCCUAUUUCAAUACUACCAUCAAUUUCAAAAAGUUUUGAAAGAACCAUGUAUCUUAAGCUUACUGAACACUUAAAAAGCAAUGAUCUUUUUGAUAAGGAACAACAUAGUUUUCGUAAAAAUAAAUCAACAACACAGCUCCUGUAAGCUUUACAGCAUUUUCGGUUGAAUCCAUUGAUAAAAAAAAGUAGCAGGAAUAUUCAUGGAUCUAUCAAAAGCGUUUGAUAGCAUCACACCGUAAAUUAGUUAAGAAAUUACAAGACAUAGGAAUCAAAAAUAUUUAUUUGAAAUGGUUUGAAUCAUACUUACAACAUAGGCAGCAGUACAUAGAGAUUUCUCAAUCUGAGAAUAAUAGAAUAACAAAAUUUAAAUUUAAAUUACAAACAAUUCAAUACAGGGUACUCCAGGGGUCAAUUUUGGGGCCUCUUUUGUUUAUUUGUUACACUCAAGACAUGCCUGAUUGUCUUAAUCGAAUAUAUGGAAUUAAAAACAAAUUGUGUCUUUAUGCAGAUGACUCAAACCCCAUCAUGUCAGCAAAAACCAGCUUAGAAUUGGAAUUGGCCUCAUUUAUUGAACUGUUGAGAAUUCAAAAUUUUUUCAUAGAUAAUGGACUUAUCCUAAACAUAAAAAUGCCAACUUAAUCUCAUUUGGAAAAAAACAAAGUAGGAACAUUUCUGAAAUGAAUUGAUAAUGAAUUUAUAAAUGAAACAGAAAAAAUUAAAUUUUUAGGUCUACAUGUGGAUAAACAUCUUACAUGGGACUCGCAUAUUGAUUAUAUAAUGAAAAAAGUUAAUUCAGGUAUUUAUGCUCUAAAACGAUCUUAUCAUUUCUCUAUAAUUUAUCAGUGCUUCAAACCGUAUUUCAUGCUCGUAUUCAGUCACAUGUAUUCUAUAAAAUAAGUGUCUAUGGUGGGACCUCAAAUCAAAAUCUAAAUAAAAUUCUCUACCUUCAAAAAAAGUUCUGAGAACAAUCUUGCGAUUAAGAAUAGUGAUGAUUUGGUCAAGGGACAUUUUACCAACUUACGAAUACUGACAGUGUAUAGCUAGUAUAUUUUUAAUACAAUCAUUUAUGUAAAAAACUACAAACUCAAUUUCAAAAUAUAAAGAGGUACACUUUUACAAUACCAGAAACAAAAACACCAUUUUAUUACCUCAUAACCUAAAACAAUUUAAGAAAGGCACCACCUAUGCUGGAAUAUAGUUUUUAAACUAUAUUCCCAAAACAAUAAGGGAAAUAAAUUAAUUAAAAAAUUUAAACUAUUAUUAAAAGGUUUUCUUUUGCAGCAUGUUUUUUAUUCACUAAAUAAAUUAUAUUCAAUAGGACAGUCAGUAUAACUCAUAAACAUACAAUAGUGUUUUUAAGGUUUUCUUACAAUUAUUUUUAUCAUAUAUCAUAUGAGGUUUUUACAGUAUGAAGUAACAUUGUUAAUAGUAGUUAUAAUGUACUUGGCACUACUUUAUUGUAUAUUUAUACAUACUAAAUAUAGACUUUUUGAUUUUAUUUUAUUGAUUUUUACGUUUUAUAAUAAAUUAUCUUAUUUUUUAGAUUAUUACCUUUUAAUGCAUGUGAAGCAAUUGGCUUUCGAUUGUCUUGCAACUUUUGAAAAUGUAUUAAGAGACUGUCCAUAUUUAUGUAUGCACUUUUAAGACACAAUUUUUUCAUGGAUAAAAUCUUUUAAAAACAGAAA